Messenger RNA from Athene cunicularia (burrowing owl), 1305 nucleotides. RefSeq names its product leptin receptor overlapping transcript (gene LEPROT). The transcript has 5 exons. Gene Ontology annotation, cellular component: endosome. The record is from RefSeq and is a predicted model, not a curated record. Gene Ontology annotation, biological process: late endosome to vacuole transport via multivesicular body sorting pathway; negative regulation of growth hormone receptor signaling pathway. Lineage: Eukaryota; Metazoa; Chordata; Aves; Strigiformes; Strigidae. Bases 1 to 411 code for a protein of 136 amino acids.
AUGUUGCAUCCGUAUUUGAGCUUUGAAAGGGCAGCUGAAACAGAAGAUGCUCUCGUGGCGCUGUCCUUCAGCGGAGCCAUCGGGCUGACGUUCCUGAUGCUGGGCUGCGCCCUGGAGUACUACGGUGUAUAUUGGCCUCUGUUUGUCUUAAUAUUUUACUUCAUCUGCCCCAUUCCCCACUUCAUUGCAAAAAGAGUAAGUGAUGACAGUGAUGCAGCCAGCAGUGCCUGCAGGGAAUUGGCGUAUUUCUUCACAACUGGAAUUGUUGUUUCUGCUUUUGGAUUUCCUAUAAUCCUUGCACGGGUUGAAGCGGAUGCUGAAAACUUGCUGACUGGAGUGCAUUAUGAGUUAAAAGAUAAAAGGCCAAACUUCCAGAGCUACCCUUCUGGUUUUCAUGCUUUGUCCCCUUAAAAUCUGAGGAAAUUCUGCUAGCUUCUUUUCUCUUUGCUCUCUGAACUGCUCUUCAGUGGUGAGACUUUUGUCACAUUUGUUUUGCAAGGCAAGAACUCUUUCAUCCUGUCUCCCAAACUACCCAGUGACGUUUUUCUGUGUUGCAUUGGUUUUCCCCUUCAGUCUUUCGGUUUUGCUUAAAACCUGAGUGCUUGGUUUUAAUUUAUUUGUAAUGCACAAUUUCCCUGACGCUGCAUUUUUGGUUUUGUGGACCUGAAACUAGGCAGACGCAGAAGUGACCACGAGGGGGGGCUCUAAUUCACAGCUACAUCUUCUAAGAGUACUUGCUGCUUAUUUGAGUAAACUUAGUCGAGCAGAUCGUUAGAGAAAGCUAUUUACCUUUGAGACCAUGUACUGUGUUCCAUGCUUGUUACUGGCAUUUAUUUGAAAUAUUAUCUCUUGCUCUGUUGCAUAGCAAUUAAAGGAGAGCACUAGUUUUACUAGAUUUUUUUUUUCUAUGAUUUGGGUAUGUUUUAGUGGCUUGUAAGGCAAGGUAAUUAUUUUGUGCUAAAACAUAGCGUUAUUAGCCUGUCUGUUGAAGUCUUGUAUAUUAAUAAUACGAGUGGUUGCUAAUUGAGUAAUUGUUCAUAUAAAUUGAAUUAUUUAUUGUUUGUCGUCUUGCUUUAUGCUUUUAGCACCUUUCUGUAGUAUUUCGUUUAGUUUAUCUAAUGGAUAUAAAUAACUGACCUUAACCUAUCUUAUAAGAACUGCUUUGACUUUGUCGUUUCCUUGCAUUUCAGAUCAAAUGGGGAGCCUGUGGUCUGGUGCUGGCUGGCAAUGCAGUCAUUUUCCUUACUAUUUUAGGCUUUUUUCUUGUGUUUGGUAGAGGAGAUGACUUUAGCUGGGAACAGUGGU